Messenger RNA from Ruditapes philippinarum (Manila clam), 1469 nucleotides. Its product is annotated as DENN domain-containing protein 3-like. Bases 1 to 666 code for a protein of 221 amino acids. Lineage: Eukaryota; Metazoa; Mollusca; Bivalvia; Venerida; Veneridae. The record is from RefSeq and is a predicted model, not a curated record. Gene Ontology annotation, molecular function: protein binding. The transcript is spliced from 6 exons.
AUGGCAUUCUAUUUAUUCAUCUGCCAUUUCUAUAUAUUGUUCUUUGGUUUUGCUAACAGUUGGCGUUACUAUUUCAGAAGCGUGUAUACUGCAAGCCUCGACGGGACUAUAAUAAGAUGGAAUUUGCAAAAUUUGGCCGAAGAUAGAAAGAAAAUAAAUCUUAAAACUGCUAUCACAUCCAUUAAAAUAUUCAAAGACAGACUAAUAUGUGGAGGCUUUUCAAGUCUACUCAUAUGUGAUCUAAAUGCAACUUUACUUAAGACAUUGACUAUAACUGAGGACGGUGGCGUGACGGAAAUAAGUUGUUUCCACGUUCUUGAAAACGGUGAGGUGUGGGCUGGCACAAGACAUGAUGGCAAGAUACACGUAUUUGAUAUUUCCACAGGGCAUGUGAAACAUGUUAUAUCUAUUCCAAAUUGCCGAGGAAUCAGUAGUAUUAAUGUAUUUGAUGACAAGAUCUGGGCUGGUUUAAAACACGGCGAAAUUUAUAUAUAUUCUGUAAAAGAUUACAGCAUUUGGAAACAAUUACAGGGACAUGAAGAUGCAGUUAAAGUUUUGUAUAACAUCAGAGAAAGUAACGACGUUUUGCACAGUUACAUGAUCUCCGGCGCAGGCAGCAGAGAUGGUCGUGUCUGUGUAUGGAAUGCUACUGAAGAGACGCUGUAACAUUCACGUGUCUUUUUGUGACUUAAAUAUACUGAUCACGUGCCGCCACGUGACCACGUGAUACCGUGAUGUAUCUUACAAGAGUGUUGAAAAGAACAUCUAAAAGAGCGUCCGGGCCGAUGGUUAAGGUCGUUGACUUCAAACCACUUUCUCCUCGACGCUGUGUGUUCGAAUCCCUACUGGGACUUUGGAUUCUUUCAUGUCAGGAACCUAUCCAGCUUGAUUACGAACGUCAGUAAAGCUGGAACGUCGCCAAAUGACCUAUACUGUGUCGGUGUGACGUAAAACCCAAUCAAACAAACAACUAAAAUAUAUUAAAUUGCUGAUGAGUAUUAAUGACUUGAGAUAUUUUUUUUAUCUCAAUCAACAAGCAAAGUGUCUGUAUUUUUAUUAUUAUCAAUAUAGAUCUGACAAAUUUUGUUCAUCAGAUUUUGAUAUGAUUCGCGUUGUUCGUUACAUGCAUUUUUCGUUAUAUAAGUACUGAGCAAUAUUUAUGUACCAUAAUAUAGACAUAUAAAAUAUAGCAGCCAUUCUCACAAACCAAUAUUAAGAUUUAACUCAUGAUAAGUUUUAAGUUUUAAGUUUUGUGUGAAAAUAGAAAUAUCGUAAGAUUUCUUCUACUAUAAAUUUAUCAUUAGAUUUUAGCAAAAAUGGCUGCAAAAUGCUGCAUAUUUUUUAUGGUUGUCAAUGUCUGUAAAAGUGGUAUGUUUCAUAUUUUAGCAGAGAUGCUCUAUUUUUUAAGAUGAAAUAAGUGGAUUUAUGUCAUUUGGCAUACAUACUGGUAACUUCAAUAUGAGGUAACA